Messenger RNA from Cucumis melo (muskmelon), 767 nucleotides. RefSeq lists its product as uncharacterized. The record is from RefSeq and is a predicted model, not a curated record. Lineage: Eukaryota; Viridiplantae; Streptophyta; Magnoliopsida; Cucurbitales; Cucurbitaceae. The transcript has 2 exons. Bases 113 to 622 code for a protein of 169 amino acids.
AAAAGAAAUUUUGCCUUUUCUAUUGUUGUCGUUGCCUUUAGAUCCUUAUGAUUGGAUGCUUUGGCGCAGAAUACCCUAAUUACCCAUCGUCGAUGCUUUUUCCGAUUACAGAAUGAAUGCAACGUUGAAUUCUGGAAUUGUUUUCUCUGAAGACAUAGUCGAUGGUAGUGAUUCGGAUACGAAUUCAGCUGAAGGAUCGGAUUACUACGAGCCGAUCUCGGCCAUUGAUGGUGAAGAAUCCGAUAUAGCUGAAUCAGAGGACGAAACCUACAGCUCUGAUACUCAUUUCCACCAGUUACCUAACGGAUGCGGUGUAGAGAAUGCAGUUUCGUCUCUUACCUUGAACGACGAUGUGGAGAGAAGGUGUAGCGAUGACGAAGAGGAGGAGAGGAUGAGAGAGGCUUCUGAUUCGGCGAUAAGAAUGGCGUUUAGAGAGGAUGAAACUCGGCGGAAUGCACCGCUGUCGCUGGAGAAUACAACGAGAAUUAUGGAGGCCAUGCGGGGCAUCUCGUUUGGUGGCUCUGCUCCAGAUUGGACUCGGAUUGUUUCGGAGGAUCGUUGGAUUGAUCAGCUUCGAAGGCUUAGGCAAACGCCUACUGUUUCCAAUAGUAUCAGGAACUGAUAAAUGGAACGUUUGGCAUUUCAAAAUUCAGAUCCCUUCUUCUUUUUCUUCUUCUUCAUCAUCAUUCCUUUUGUUUGUUAAAGAAUUAUCCCAUGACUCUCUGGAUUAUCCUCAUGAAUAAAGGAUCCUUCUGGGUUUUGAUUCA